Messenger RNA from Apis dorsata (giant honeybee), 1335 nucleotides. RefSeq names its product involucrin-like. The transcript has 3 exons. The coding region runs from base 240 to 1175 and encodes 311 amino acids. The record is from RefSeq and is a predicted model, not a curated record. NCBI's taxonomy places the organism in Eukaryota, Metazoa, Arthropoda, Insecta, Hymenoptera, Apidae. Gene Ontology annotation, cellular component: RNA polymerase II transcription regulator complex. Gene Ontology annotation, molecular function: transcription coactivator activity. Gene Ontology annotation, biological process: positive regulation of transcription by RNA polymerase II.
GCCGAAAGAAAAGAAAAAGAAAAAAGGCGAAGGUAAAACGCGACCGGAUGGUGAGCCAACAAUCACGAUCGAGGAUUCAUCAGUGUUUUAGGAGGUCAAUGUCGCUCGACGGCCGCCGCCGACUUGGAUCUUCUUAAACAUGCAGACCGCAUACGAAACCCGGUGUAUAUAAUCCAAGCUGGUCGACUUCGGAAAUCAGUCGACCCGACAACUCAACCGUGUAACUUAUCGGUACAACAAUGAAGGGAUUCAUCGCUUUCGCUCUCUUGGUCGCUGCGGUCGCCGCAGAGCCACCAAGAUACCGCCCCCAAAGACAAUUCUUCUUCGCUAGACAACAGGAGGAGCCCACCACCACGGUUUCCAACGCCCCCUACGCGCCUUCCGGAUGGAGACCGAGUGGACCGGCUUUCAAUCUACCUCAGAGGCAAUACGGCGCAUCUAACGCCCCUCAGCAACAGUACGGCGCACCUAACGCCCCUCAGCAACAAUAUGGCGCACCUAACGCUCCUCAGCAACAGUACGGCGCACCUAACGCCCCUCAGCAACAGUACGGCGCACCUAACGCUCCUCAGCAACAGUACGGCGCACCUAACGCUCCUCAGCAACAGUAUGGCGCACCUAACGCUCCUCAGCAACAAUAUGGCGCACCAGCGGUUCCUCAGGAGCAGUAUGGGCCGCCGCAGGAAGCUACCACUACCGAGGCGCCUAACAGCACGGAGGCGGAGGAUGCUACCACUGUCGCAAGUGUCGAGUCUGAGUCCGAACCCGUCAACUCGGUGAACGAGCUCGAGGACGAGGAGGUGGACGAGCAACAGCCCCAACAAUCGGGCGAAUAUUACUUGGCGCUGCCGGACGGCCGUCUGCAGCGCGUCCGCUACGUGAGCCGUCAGAACGUCGAGGCGAUGAAGUACUUCGCCAAGAUCCGGGCCGAGAACGUGGAACCGCUCCGCGGCCCGAUCUACGCCUACGCGCCCCUCCAAAAACUGCAAAUAUUCCCGGCCGGCCUCCAACUGGCCGUGAGCCCCGUAGCGCCCCAAUCGAAACCGCAAAAACUCGAGAUCGAGCCCGUCGCCGCCCAGGUCCAGUACCAGUACGACAAUCCGUCCGCGGUGCUCCCGUUGUCCGGUUACCAGGCGGCCGCAGGUGAAUCCAGAUAUUUGCUCACGUUGCAGUAGGAAUGAAAAGGGAAUUAUUCAUUAUAUAUCCGUACGUGUAUCUUGACGAGGAUCAACGAAAGCUUCUUGAUCUUAAAUUAAGACGAGGAUUGAUUGUGAGUGUAGAUAGGAAGAGAUGAAUUGUAUCUUAAGUAAUAAUAAAGAUUAAUUGUAAUCAGUU